CCCAGCAGCUGGCCGGCUUCCGCCAGUACAAGUACAGUGCUGUGGAUACAAACCCUUUGUCAGUACAUGUUAUGCAGCCUAUGUGGGACCAAAUUGUAAAGAUAGUGCCUCAGUGGGUUGCUCCUAACUUGUUAACCUUCUCUGGAUUUGUGAUGCUUUUAAUUAAUUAUUUUCUGUUAUCUUUUUAUGACUGGGACUACACGGCAUCAGGUACCAGUCCUGGGAGUAUUCCAACAUGGGUGUGGCUGUUUAGUGCUUUUGCCACCUUUUGUGCUUAUACUUUAGACUCCAUAGAUGGGAAACAUGCUCGAAGGACUCAUUGCAGCACCCCCUUAGGGGAGUUAUUUGACCAUGGGUUGGAUAGCUGGGCUACUUCCAUCUUCACCUUAAAUUUUUUUUCACUUUGCUCACGUGGUAAUGAGCAAACUGGUUUUCUCCUACAUAAAAUGUUUCUCUCAUUAAGCAUUGCCUUGCUGAACUUCAUGGUUUCACACUGGGAAAAAUAUAACACAGGAGUUCUUUUUCUUCCUUGGGGAUAUGACAUAAGCCAAGUGGUACAAAUAGUACUGUAUCUGCUGACUGCUGCUACUGGGGUAGAAAUCUGGCACAGGCCUAUCCUGUUUGGUUAUUACAUUGUAGAUAUAUUGAUACUCUUGAUUAUCGGCUUAAGUAUAGUUCUUUCCUUUCCGCAGACACUAUACAACAUUUACAAGGCAUACUUAAAGAAAACACUGAAGAGAGAUUCUUUCUAUGAUGGAUGUGUACCUCUGGUGUCUCCUAUCCUGCUGUUUACUCUCAUUAGCAUUUGGGUGACUUUAUCUCCAUGCGAUAUACUUGCAAAACAAACCAGAAUGUUUUUCUGGAUGCUUGGUGUUACUUUCUCAAAUAUUCUUGUCAGGAUGAUCAUUUGCCAGAUGAGUAACACCAGACCCAAAGUUUUCCACUGGUUCCUGUUUCCACUAGCUCUUGUGGUCUACACAGCAGUAACCGGGCAGCUGGGGAGGAUGGAGCCAAUAGUACUCGCCGUAUUCAACGUGUCUGUCACAGCUGCUCAUGUGCACUAUGGCAUCUGUGUGGUGAGACAGUUGAGUGACUAUUUCAACAUUUACACCUUUUCCUUAAAGAAACGCAUUUAGGGAUGAAGUCUUCGCUGUGACCAGGACAUGAAACACUACCAUGGGGCUUCUUAGGAGCAUUUAUCUGAUAAACGGUGCAAUUCCAUUGAUUAAAAUAUUGAACUAUAAUGGACCAGAUAUUCAAAACCCUGCAAUACUGAGCUAUGGAGCAGGGUUUUUAAUAUAAGAGAAUUCUAGUUGAGAAAUUAAACUCUUAGUCACUCUGCUGCUAACUUAACUUUUCUACCUAUUCAGACCAAAGCACUUCCUUAUUUAAGUCCUUACUCCUUCUCUUGUUUGCUCAAGGCAAUGGGGGUCACCCUUCUUAUCAGGCAUGCCACAGAAUUAGCCCCACACCCUCCCUGAGGGCACUCCAGCCCCCUUCCUUUAUCCAAACUGCUGCUCUGCUUUCUGCUCACUACUCUCUGCUCCAUGAUCAAUCUCCUAAUCUGCUUUCUGCUUCCUGCCCUCUACUCCCUGCCUGAUCUACUCCUUUGCCUUCAGCUUCCUGCCCUAUCUGUUACUGUACUGCCUGAUUCUCCCCCACUCCCCCUCCCGAUCUGUCAUGUGCCACACACAGGCUAGCCAUGCUACCUGUGACAAAGUGCCACAGAUUGGCCAUCUGUGGCUCAAGGUAUCAUGUUUCAACUUCUUUGUUUCUACCUCCAAAGUCAUGCACACAUCACCCUUAAUUUAAGUAAUUUAAAUUGAAGCAGUGCCUUCUUUUUAUCCUAGUAUGUUCCUCAAUGAAGCCACAUUUAAUGUCAACUAGAUAUCCUUCCUCCCCACUCACAUCCCCAUGCCUGCUUCACUGAUGCCCCAUUUAUAUGGAUUUCCUGACAUGAGAGCCACAAUCCACGUCUGUUUCCCUCGCCAAGUUUAACUUCUCUCACAUUACCCAAAAGGUUAACCCUGGUGCAAUGUCUGCUCUCUCUCACAUUCACUAGUAUAGAAGAGAUGAGAUCAGGAAAUGAAUUACAACCCAACCAAAACCCUCCCAAUCCCAUACCCUUUUUCUUGUCUCCCAGUAAGCCUGGUCUAAUGUAUGUCUAUCAGGCCACAGGUUCCACAUGUCAGCAAUUGUCUUUAUAUCUUUUGUAGCAGACAGAAUCAGUACUUAACUAAGUAAACAAGCAUUUUAUCCCAUUAUAAGAGAAUAUAAGAAUAAAUUUGUCCACCACAAACUUUUGAAGAUUCUUUAAUCUCACUGUUAAGAUAAAACGCAGCUGGUAACUGGGCAUAUGUAUCUCAGAGCCACAAAGCAAGUAGUAAAAAGUGAGCCAGUCACAUUUUGUGUUAGUUAAUCAAUCCUGUUUUUUAGCUGCAGCGCUUGGAAGAAAUUGGUUUGUGGUUCAAAUGUCAGUCCAUGUACACUCUAAUAGAAGAUGGCUUGACCUGUUUUUCAGACCUAGAUCAUUCCUAACAGGUACUCUCUCACAAAGUGAUAUAACCUGCAUGUGACCUCAAAGGGCAAGAUUGAGUCCAGUUUUCUCAUCCUCCACAGGGGAAUGUCUCAUUAUCUUUACAACAACAGAAAUUAGGUAUUAGCAAUGAUGAAAAAAUCCAAGUAUAUUACAUAUUUUGAUUAGGCUUCUCUUAUCAAUCUGUCAUAUCAGAAUCAGCAAGAGUCCAGGAUGGUAGAGAUAGUCUGACUUUAGCCAAAGAGCACAAAGCUUUCUAUAAUCCCAAAUUUUGAUGUUGUUUGGGUUCCAGCAGUCUGUAUUUGUAGAUUUGGAAGCCAGGGGUUUUAGUAUCAUCUAUUUAUGAGUUUGCAGUUUAUCUGGCCAGUGUGCCAUGGUUGAAUCAGUGACUUGGUUAAACUUAUUCUUUAAGUGUAUGGAAUGACAAAUCCCGUUCCUUCCAAAUCUACAUGGAGAUAAAAGAUGCUGGUUUGAUUGCCUCAGGGCUUUUUUGAAGACUAAGGAACUACUGGGUGUCCAGAACAGGAUUCCAAUGAUGCCUAAAGCCACCCCUGCUAGAUUAACCCCAGAUCAAAAGGUUAUUUAAUGAGAGACGCAAGAAAGGCACCCUGUAAUUAAUAAACUGAAGUUUGACAGUUUAAUUUGGACUACAUCUGAAGUUUCAUUCUUUGACAGAAUUGUAUACUAAAUUCAAAUACUAUAUACACUAGACUAUAUUCCUCUUACCUGCUUUGAUACCUAUAUUUAUUUUUGAAAAUUUCUGGAAUAUAAUAGGAAAUAUCUAAAAAAUACUUUUGUAAAUGAAAAGAAGGUUGUACUUUACUCCAAGUACAGUAUUUGAAGUGUAGGUUAAAAGCCUACGCUUCCUUUUUAUUUAUAAACAGUUGGAAAUGUGUGCGCAUAGAAUGGCUUCGUUAGGUGUUUUGUAUUUUAGUGAACUAUUCCAAGGUACACGGAUAGAAAACUUGAAAUGCCAGAAGCUGAAAUGCCAAACGCAUGCCACACAUUUGUAAUAUAAAUGAAUGUCUUAUAGUAUUGUUUAGUGUGGAAUGUAAUAUAUACAACUGUUAUGUCCGCUAUUUUUUUUAAUCAAUGAGAUUUGUCAGACAUAAGUUGAAAUAUAAAUGUGGAUAAUGUAUUGUACAUUGCAUUGUACAAUGAAAUAUACUGCAUUGUCAGAAGAUGUUGGGGAAAAUAAAUCAACUGUGAUUCAACAAAA
Molecule: messenger RNA, 3755 nt
Organism: Alligator sinensis (Chinese alligator)
Lineage: Eukaryota; Metazoa; Chordata; Crocodylia; Alligatoridae
Product: ethanolaminephosphotransferase 1-like
Exons: 10
Coding region: 72-1136 (354 amino acids)
Biological process (GO): phosphatidylethanolamine biosynthetic process
Cellular component (GO): Golgi apparatus; endoplasmic reticulum membrane
Molecular function (GO): ethanolaminephosphotransferase activity
Source: RefSeq, a predicted model, not a curated record